This is a messenger RNA of Hemibagrus wyckioides, 3495 nucleotides long. RefSeq names its product parathyroid hormone 2 receptor b (gene pth2rb). NCBI's taxonomy places the organism in Eukaryota, Metazoa, Chordata, Actinopteri, Siluriformes, Bagridae. The transcript is spliced from 13 exons. The coding region runs from base 515 to 2290 and encodes 591 amino acids. Gene Ontology annotation, molecular function: peptide hormone binding; G protein-coupled peptide receptor activity; parathyroid hormone receptor activity. Gene Ontology annotation, cellular component: plasma membrane. The record is from RefSeq and is a predicted model, not a curated record. Gene Ontology annotation, biological process: cell surface receptor signaling pathway; adenylate cyclase-modulating G protein-coupled receptor signaling pathway.
UCCUCCUACUCUUCUUCUCUUGAGCCCACCUUAAGCAGAGGUGAAAGUACAUUCCCGCUGGAGUAAAUGGAGCAAGCUGUGUUCUUUUUCCUCGCCUGAGGGACGAGGAAAGGAUAAGGGACAAAGGAGGGGGAAAAAGUGCUCUUAGGGUUUUUCUUGCAUUUUUUCCCUCCAUCACCGUGGGAAGCUGCUCGCGUCGUCAUCCUGUAGUAUCGCGCCGAUGAUGAAACACUCUGGAGAAGGUUUUACGCGUGAUACGAGCAGUGUUUUGCGCUUCCGUUAAACCACGAGAGACAAAUGCAUCCAGUUGUAACCGGCAUUCAGACCAUCUCCUGCGUUUAAACCAGUCACACACUGGAUGCAUUUGAUUGCGCAUAAAUUUUUUGGAGCUGCCACAAGACGAUUUGCAUUUACGCAUGCACGUGAGCGGACUAUACUGAGCUUUUUUUGUAAUCUCCUACAUACCACUUGGAUCACUUAAAAAAUCGUAAUAUAAUCAAAGAGUGAUUUCAGCAUGCUGAAGGCGCUGUGUGUCCAAGUUUUGCUUUGGAGUUUGGCCAAGGCGCAGGUGGUGGAUCCUGAAGUGGGACUGACUGCACAAGAACAGGUUCUCCUGCUGUAUGACAUCAAACUGCAGUGCCUCCAGAACAUUUCGGAGCAUGAUCCUGAAGAUGACGUGUGCGCCCCUGGAUGGGAUGGGCUCAUUUGCUGGCCUCAGGGGUCUUCAGGAAGCCUUACCAAAGUACCAUGCCCCAGAUACAUCUAUGAUUUCAAUCACAACGGCUAUGCAUACCGUAAAUGUGACGUGAACGGAACCUGGUUCUCACUGGAGAACAGAACCUGGGUAAACUAUUCAGAAUGUCUGUGGUUCCUGACACCAGGCAAGGAAAGAGGCAAGAGGGACUUUUUUGAGAGACUGCACAUCAUGUACACUGUUGGCUAUGCCGUAUCAUUCAGCUCCUUGCUGGUAGCCAUUUUUAUCAUCGGCUACUUCAGGCGUCUUCACUGCACCAGAAACUAUAUUCACAUGCACCUGUUUGUGUCCUUUAUGCUGCGUGCCGUCAGCAUUUUUGUGAAGGACCUGGUGGUGGAUGCUAACGGCGGCAUGCAGCAGUAUGACGCGGCCCUCAUGGACAACAUCAAUGUGGUUUCCAUUAGCCCUCUGGACAAGACUCAGUAUGUCGGCUGUAAGAUCACUGUGCUACUGUUUAUCUACUUUCUGGCCACAAACUAUUACUGGAUCCUGGUGGAGGGACUUUACUUACACAGUCUCAUUUUCAUGGCCUUCUUCUCUGACUCCAAGUACCUCUGGGGCUUCACACUUAUAGGAUGGGGUGUUCCCGCUCUCUUUGUCUCAGCUUGGGCUGUGGUCAGGGCUAUUUUAGCAGACGCACGGUGCUGGGAACUGAGCGCAGGCAAUAUUAAGUGGAUUUACCAGGUCCCUAUUCUAACAGCAAUUGGACUCAACUUUAUCCUGUUUGUGAAUAUCGUGCGAGUCCUGGCCACCAAGAUCCGAGAGACAAACGCAGGCAGAUACGACACUCGCAAGCAGUACAGGAAACUGGCGAAGUCCACACUGGUGUUGGUGCUGGUGUUUGGGGUGCACUACAUUGUGUUUGUUGGGAUGCCACACACUUUUACUGGUCUGGGCUGGGAGCUGCGCAUGUACUGUGAGCUAUUCUUCAACUCUUUUCAGGGAUUUUUCGUGUCCAUCAUUUACUGCUUCUGCAAUGGGGAGGUCCAGACAGAGAUUCGAAAGACGUGGCAGCGAUGGACAUUAGCAUUUGACUGGAAGGGUCCAGUCGUGCUGGUUAAUUAUCGCUACCGCUCAGUGUUGACGAGCGUCAACAGCAACAGCAGUGUUCAGUCCCAGGUCCCGGCCCUACUGACUAACCGAGUGUAUCGCUCGUCUAGACGAAGCAGCAGCACUUGCGUCUCGCACAACAUGCGUACGCACUCGCACCUCACCCUGCCCGGCUACGUCUUCAGCAACUCAGAUGCUGAAAGUCUGCCUCCGUCCAUCCGUGAGGAGAAUGAGGAGCAAGCGAAACGCGUCGACGACAUCACACUUAGGGAAAGCACAAGAGCUUUUGUCAGAGGAGGUACCAAAAGUUCGGACGACAUCAUCCUGGAAGGGGAGGCCAAGCAUAUCGAUGCAUUCGAAGAGGAUCAGGCGUUUGAUGGUGUUGCUUUCCGUGAGGAUGGAAAUGGUGCUGGGGACAUCAUACUGAAGGACACAGUGCAGGUGCGCUAUGGCGGUUUGGAUCAGGAGGAAGAACUGGAGCUGUAGGCGGACAAGGAAAGGCUGUGUGUUAGUUUCCCUUACAUAUGCAACACUGCUGGCUUGAUAUCGUCUUUCUUUUGCAUUCCAAGGUGUGAGACACAUGGAAUCUUGUGUCAAGUGCCAUUAGAUUGUUGUAAAUGGAAUUGCUGUGGAUGGAUUUCGAUUCAGAAUCAAUUUGCAGACUCGCUUCAAGUAAAGGAAAUGAACUUUGUCCACAAUAUCUCUGCAUGUGGCAAUCUGUAAAACAAAUUAUCAAACAAAAGCUUACUAACAUUUGAAAGCUGAUAUCAAAGCAAAAAUAAGAGACAGAGAGAGAGAGAGAGAGAGAGAGAGAGAGAGAGAGAGAGAGAGAUUUUCUAAGAAAUAUUACUACACAAACCUUCAGUGUCACUUAAUGGUCGCUUUCAUUUUACUGUCAUUUGCUCUGGUUACUGAGUGAUGCAAACCAAUUUACAAAAAGACACAGAACAUGACUCCUUACAGCAGCAUCGUGCUUCUCAACAGCUGAAGCUCUGAAGAUCUUAAAGAUCUGUAGAAAAAUGAUAGACAGCAGCAUGAACUUUCCAUCCAAAAAUCAGCCUGCACUCUGUAUUACUCGAACACUGAUAUAGCAUGGAGCUUAACGACAAAAUUUGCUCAUUUUUACUGAACCUCCUGGCAGGCCUGGACUAGCAGAGGAAUUUUCUUUGACUGAGUCUCUAUGAAUACUGUCCUUGUCCAUGUAGUGACUAUCUUCUAUUUUCUGAAGAGGUUUGAGGAUGUACUUGUAGCAUGAAUGCAUUUACAGCUGAAUUCUACAUCUCGUUUUGUGCUUAGCUAGCUAACGGUGCCCCAGCACCCCCUUUUUUUUACGCAUAAAUCUACAUUACAUGUCAAGGACAUCUAGUAAGAAGGAUAUUUCUUCUACAUAAAUGACAGCCGAGGGUGGUCCGGCAAAACCAAAUCUACUUGUUUGACACAUAGAAAACAGAUCAAUAACACAAACAAAGUGCACAGCCACAGGAUGUGUUUUUGAUGAUUUGCUGCUUUUGUUUUCUGUUAGAACCAACAUGCUUUUCUGGCAUUUUCCUCAAAAGCAAAUGCAUGACCACUGAGCAAGAUGAGAUUUCUAUAUGGCAAUGUAUUUGUGUAGAAAAUGUGAACUAAGGUUCCAUUGUUAUGUGCAUUGUUUAUUAAAAAGUGAUUAAAAGUGAGAAAAAACUGUGAACAAU